AAACCAGGCUCACGCACACGCAAUUGCCCAUUGUCGGAAGUCCAUAGCUUCGAUUCCAUCAGAUUAACAAUGCCAGAAAAGAAAGAGAGGAGAAAAAGCUGAGUUUCUGUAGAGAGAUGAAGAUGAUAAUACCAGGAGAUACCUUGUGCUUUUGAUUUCGUUUUUAUUUUUAUUUUUUUUCAUUUUAUCUGUAAUUAACCUAGCCCUAGAUUAGGAAUUUUCCCCCUUUUCCUUCAUUCUCUAAUCUCCAGAGAGCCACGAAAUUGUAGAUCUCAAUUCCCUCUUCUCUCCUUUAUUUUUUUAAACCUGUUUUCGUUUUCUUCGUUUCCGUGGGACUUUCUCGAUUUGUUCGUGCAGUUGAUUCGGUGUAUAGUUUUUUUUUUUUAAUACCUCGGGAUUAGUUUUUUUCGCAAUUCUGGAAUUUUUUUUUGGAAAGGUGUUGGGUGUUGUAUUAGGGUUUGUAUUGUAGCUAGUGGGUUUCAAUAUUUGAGUUUCUGUGGGUUGUUUUGAUGGAGCCACGCGUUGGUAACAAGUUUCGUCUGGGUCGAAAGAUCGGCAGCGGGUCGUUUGGGGAGAUCUAUCUCGGAACUAAUAUCCAGACAAAUGAAGAGGUUGCCAUUAAGCUUGAAGGUGUCAAGACAAAGCAUCCUCAAUUGUUAUACGAGUCAAAGUUAUACAGAAUCCUUCAAGGAGGAACUGGGAUUCCAAAUGUGAGAUGGUUUGGGGUUGAAGGGGAAUAUAAUGUUCUCGUUAUGGAUUUGCUUGGACCCAGUCUUGAAGAUUUAUUUAACUUCUGCAGUAGGAAACUCUCUUUGAAGUCAGUCCUUAUGCUUGCUGAUCAGAUGAUCAAUCGUGUUGAGUUUGUUCAUUCAAAAUCGUUUCUUCAUCGAGAUAUCAAGCCGGACAAUUUUCUCAUGGGAUUGGGAAGGCGUGCUAAUCAGGUAUACAUGAUUGACUUUGGUUUGGCAAAGAAAUACAGAGAUAGUUCAACCCAUCAACACAUACCAUACAGGGAAAAUAAAAAUUUGACUGGAACUGCUAGAUAUGCAAGUAUGAACACUCACCUAGGAAUUGAGCAAAGCCGGAGGGAUGAUUUAGAAUCUUUGGGUUAUGUUCUUAUGUACUUCCUAAGAGGAAGUCUUCCUUGGCAAGGUCUGAAAGCGGGAACUAAGAAACAAAAGUAUGAGAAAAUUAGUGAAAAGAAGGUCUCCACUUCAAUUGAGGCCUUAUGUAGGGGUUAUCCAACCGAGUUUGCUUCCUACUUCCAUUAUUGCCGAUCAUUACGAUUUGAUGAUAAGCCUGAUUAUGCUUACCUGAAAAGAAUAUUUCGUGAUCUUUUUAUCCGUGAGGGCUUCCAGUUUGAUUAUGUCUUUGACUGGACAAUUUUGAAGUAUCAGCAAUCACAGCUGGCUAAUCCUCCUGCCCGUGCCCUUGGCCCCGGAAUUGGAACUAGUUCUGGAGUGCCCCCUGCUAUUGCCAGUGCAGAUAGACAGACAGGUGGGGAACAAGUUGGCCAGUCAAUAGAUUCUGCUCGUCGUAGACUUUCAGGACCGAUGCUAAAUACAGGAAGUUAUGCAAUGCAGAAGAGUCCAGUUUGCAAUGAUUCUCCAGUUAGCAAGGACCCUAUGUUACCAAGCUCUGCUCUCAUGGGCCGAGCAAGUCGAUCAUCAAGGCAAGCUGCUGCUGUUUCAACCAGUCGUGAUAUGUUCAUUGGAAAUGAGACUGAUCCCCAACGCUCGCGCACAACUGAUGCAAGCCCCGGAACCAUGCAUAAAAUAUCAAGUGGGCAAAGGAGUCCUCCUCGUGGAACUGCAGCAGCAGCAGACCCCAGGCGAUCAUCAACAACCAGAAAUGCUACGCAAAUGAAGGCCUAUGAAACCACCCUCAAGGGAAUUGAGAGCCUGAAUUUUGACAGUGAUGAGAAGGUUCAUUAUUAGUUGCUAAGCACUGCAAUAUUGUAAAUCGUGAAGCUGGUGUGCUGUUAUGUCUGCAAUUGGAUGGUCUAUCCUAUGGAGUUGAGUUCUGGAAGUUGUGAUUGGAGCCCUUAUAGCUACAGAUUUCAUUUUGUAUGAUCAGGGCGUCUGCUGAUUAUGCAGAAAAAGGGUCUGGGAAGGUGAAGGUCUCAAAUUAGAAGGCUCCUUGCACAGAUGUUGGGUGUGUUGAUGCGCGGUGCCCCGUUUCUGUUCUCCAGAUAUUCUAUAUAGCUUAACCUAUUUCUGCUGUCUCAUUGUUCACUUGAGCCAUUAUUUUCACGUGUUCCUUCGAUUCAUAAGUUUAAAACUUGAAGCCACUGUAAAUUGGGCGUUGUAUUCAUGUUACUCUCAGUUUUCAAAGCUUUAGUAGUCCUAGAAGGCUGAAGAACAAAUGUGGGCAACUUGAAUGUUUGGUCUGGGGCUUCUUUCCAACUUAGGUUGUGGCCUCAAACUUGCUUUUAAUAUUUUAUCCUGGGUUUUACCUAA
Manihot esculenta (cassava) is the source of this 2459-nucleotide messenger RNA. RefSeq names its product casein kinase 1-like protein 1. Bases 510 to 1937 code for a protein of 475 amino acids. Gene Ontology annotation, cellular component: cytoplasm; nucleus. Gene Ontology annotation, biological process: signal transduction; endocytosis; peptidyl-serine phosphorylation. The transcript has 14 exons. Lineage: Eukaryota; Viridiplantae; Streptophyta; Magnoliopsida; Malpighiales; Euphorbiaceae. The record is from RefSeq and is a predicted model, not a curated record. Gene Ontology annotation, molecular function: ATP binding; protein serine/threonine kinase activity.